UAGAGCAGGGCUGCGAGAGGACGGCAGACACUGUGUGAGGGGAUAACCACUUGUAGCAUUGUUCCUGCUUGCUUUGGCAGCGUUGGCUUGCUCUUCUCAUCACCGGGAUAUUCUUCCAUUGAUCAGUGCACUGUAUGUAUCACUUUCGAUUGCUGCAUUAUUCAACACAGGCUCUGGUGCUUUUUACAAUGCGGUGGAAAUGAGGAUAGUUUGUUUUGUUUUUCCUACAAUGAGGCAGUUUCAUUCCUUGUGUUGGUGUGUGUUCAUCAGUGGAAAUUGAUAUUUCAAUUUUUAUUGCAUUAGUUAAGUUUUAAGUGCAGGUGAGUUGCGUGUAGCAGCUCUGGUAGACAUGGAGGGGGUGGGUGGAGAAGAGCAGGCCACAUCCAGCAUGGAUUCCAUGUGGAAGGAACGCUGCCACGAGCUCGAGGGAUCACUCUGUCGCUUUAAGGAGCAGACGGAAAAAAUCAGAGAAAGUCUCGGAGAAAAGAUGCAGGCCCUUGAGGACAAACUGUCUCUGUCGGAGGCUCGGGCUGAAACAGCAGAACAGCAGCUUCAACUCGUAGAACAGCAACUUGCGGCCAUGAACUGGAAACCCUGCGACCUUGAGAUUCGGAUUCAGGAACUGGAGCGAGACGGAAAGGAGAAAGAUUGCAGAAUUCAACAGCUUGAGCAGCAGCUUGAUGACCAGAUUGACCUGCGGCAACACGAUGCCCGGAUAGUGGAACUGAAGGCUCAGAAAAUCAAGGAAUGGGUCACCAACAAGUUACACGAGCUGGAACAAGCGAACCAAGAGUUCCAGGCUGAAAACCAGUUACUGCAGAAACAAGUUGGUGUUCUCCGCGAUCGGCUCCAAUCCCUGCCACCCCAGGCUCUCAAACACAUCUACAGGCUCAGCAUGGAAUUCCAGGAAUCAGCACCAGGCUUGGAAAGCUCGCAGCCCCCUGAGAUCCCUGAACGCCCUAGAGGGUCAGUCCUGGCCGCUAUUCACCAUGAGAUGGCCGACAAGAGUGGCAGCGUGGAGGUGAUGACUGACCAGUCUGAGGUGGACAGUGACGAGAGUAUGGGUGACAUGGACCAUGAACAGCUGUAUCAGGAGGUGGACGCCAACCACGAGAGCAUCUAUGAGCCCAAGCGCCUCCUGCCACCGCUCAUCAAGAUCGAGCGCAAGACACUGCAGGGUGCAGGCAGCCUCUACGACUCACUCAUCAGCUCCAGCAACAACAGUGAUGACAUGCUGUUAGAGCGCGCGCACGUCGUGUCGCUGUCGCAGACACACAGACACAACGGGAGUCUCGACAACAGCGCCAGCGAUGAUUUCGUCAUCUCCGAGGAGAUCACACCCAUCAGUUUGACUCCCAGGUCUCCCAGGACUCCGCUCACUCCUUUUCUUCCCGACGCUCCUCCAAGCACGCCGACCAAUUUCUUUAAUGUGAAUUACGACCGGAGUAGCGUGUCUGCUAUUGCAACGUUGCCGAGAGUGAAGAAGGAUAAGCUGAAACCCACACCGCUCAAGUUGACUCAUUCAGCACCCAUCGGGGCUCAUCGGGCUCCGUCAAGAGAGCUAAUCCAGGGAGUUGAGAUUCAGGUGCAUCAUUUCACGAACUCUGAGCCCCGUGGUAUCGGGGUUGGAGGUCACAAGUCGACCUCCACUCACAUCAUUUCAGCGCAAGCACAGCAAGUGUCUAAUCCUCAAGCCAAACCUAGCACAGAGAAAAGAAUAUAUGCAGUAGCAAAUAAACGAACAAAACCAUGGAGAAGAAUUCCAGAAAUGAAAGGUCAGUCCCAGUCAUCAGUUGAUCGACCGACUGUGUGUCACCUCUAUAAGCAAGUCAGUGUUCCGGUUUAUGCAACACUUAAAGGGAAAGCUGCCCAAAUCCGUAGUUCACCGUUCAUGGAAGAUUCAUCGUCGGAUUCAUCAGAAAAUGACGAGGAGAUUCCUGUUGCCAUAGUUCCUCCAAGCCAGACUGGUGGUGACCCACCGCAAGCUGUGGUCGGUGACAGCUCAACCAAGGAGAAACCCGUCCGAGGUGCAUCAUGUCAUUCAACUGUGUCCGAGGUGUCAUGUGACUAUGCCGUUCCCCCGGACGAUGUCUCCAGUAAGAGCGACUCCGACACCUCUGAGCCAGAGCAGAAACUCCUCAAGUUUGCAUCGGAUAGUCAGAAACAUGAUACCUUAGAGAAGUGUGGUUAUCUGUCCAAGCUGAGUGGUAAAGUGAAGACGUGGAAGAGGAGGUGGUUUGUCCUGCGUAAUGGCGAACUCUUCUACUACAAGUCUCAGCACGAUGUCCUCCGCAAACCUCAGGGAUCCAUCAUGCUCGACGAGCAGACCAAGAUUGUCAAGUCUUCGGCAGAAUGUACUUUCGAGAUAUUUAAUUCAAAGAAGACUCAUUAUUUAACAGCCAAUUCCCCAGCAGAGCUUGAAAGAUGGGUGAGAUUGCUGAACCGAGUUUUAAAGAGACAGGCUACAAGUCACCUACUUGAGAGUGUCGACUCAAAGGCAGUUGUUAAAGGCUGGAUAACAAAGGUUAAAAAUGGAGCGUCUAAACGAUAUUGGUGUGUUUUGUUAAGUCGACACUUCCUGUAUUACAAAACACCAACAGACAAGACUCAAGUAGGGGAGAUAACUCUACAAGACUGCAAGCUAGAAGACAUCGAUGGUGCCUAUGACAGCGAUGACGACUCCGACUCGGUGUCACAGAGUCAUCACGUGAUCGCGGUGUGGCCACCGUGCCAGGGCCCAACCUAUCUCGUUAUUCCUACUAAGCAGGAAAAAGAUUCCUGGCUCUACCACUUGACGAUAGCCACAGGUGGUGGGGCAGGCAAUGUGGGUACAAAUUACGAACAGCUUGUGUCUAAACUGAUGGAAGCAAAUGGAGAUCCAAACUCAGUCUUGUGGAAGCACCCGACCCUGCUGCAUGUGAAGGAAAUGAUCUCCAAACCUAUCACCACAUUGCCUUCUCAAGACUUGCAGGACAAAGCUGUUCAGCUCUUUCGGUCUGUGUACCAGUUCAUCAACACUGUGAUAGAGUCGCCCUCCCUCGACUACCACGUUAGCCUCGCCCAGAGUAUCCUGUCCACGUGUCUGGAGCACCCGGAGCUGCAGAACGAGUUGUACUGUCAGCUCAUCAAACAGACAUCCCGACACCCCGGACACCACAAGACAGCCGUUCAGAACCUCCUGCUGUGUGGCAAACACUCGUGGUUCCUGUGUGAUGGCUCCCCAACCUCACCCACCUCAUCGGUAAUGGACCUGUCCGACUCCAAGCUCAACCCACAACCCCACGUAAUGCUUCAGGGCUGGCAGCUGAUGGCGCUGUGUGUGUCCCUCUUCCUCCCCAAACAGACCAUCAUGUGGCUCCUCAAGGUCCACCUUCACAGAAAUGCUGAUUCCAGGUGUGAGUCUGGGAAGUAUGCUAUUUUCUGUCAACGUGCUCUAGAGCGGACCAUUAUUAAGGGUGUACGGGAGUCGAAACCGUCUCGGAUGGAGGUGCUGUCCAUGUUGUUACGACAUCCCUACCAUCACUCCCAGCCUAUCAGUAUCCCAGUCCACUUCCUCAACGACACCUACCAGGUGGUUAGUUUCGAUGGGUCCACAACAGUCGAGGAAUUCCUCUACUCGCUACACAAGACGGUGGUGAUGCGGGACAGCAGCCAGUCAGGUUUCAAUCUGUUCACCGACGAUCCCGGAGGGGCUGAUGUCGAGCACUGUCUGCAAAUUCAUCUCAAAAUCUGUGAUAUUAUCUCCCAGUGGGAACAAGCUUUUCGUGAUCAUCACUCAGGAAAUGUGGAUCAGAACAAAAGUAUCAGAAUACUCUAUAAAAACAGGUUUUAUUUUCGAAGUACCAGUCGUCAUGAGACAGAGAUGGAGAAGCUGUUGGUUGCGUAUCAGGUGAAUGAAGACAUCAUGCAGGGCCGCUUCCCCAUCAACCGCGACCUGGCGCUUGAACUCGCAUCGCUCAUGGCUCAGGUUGAGUACGGUGACCUGCGGUUAGAGAACUCGUCUCAGACCGCCAGCGUGUCAUCAACAACACCACAGCAGCAGCUCCAACUGGCUGUCGACAAGUUCUACCCUCACAAAUACCGCAGCACUGCUCAGGAAGAGGAAGGCGCCCUGCUCGACCGGCUGGCGGAAAGAUGGCUGGCUCUCCAUGGCCGGACUGCACCCGACUGUGUCCGCGUCUUUCUCGCAGUCGCAAGAAAGUGGCCCUUUUUUGGAGCAAAAUUAUUUUCUGCAAAGAUGAGGUGUUCUCUUGAACCUGAUGAAGAUGUGUGGCUGGCCGUACAGGAAGAUGGGGUGUCUGUGCUCGAACUUGUGUCUAUGCAACCAGCUGCUCUUUAUGAUUUCCGGUCACUGAUCACAUUUGGCGGGUGGAAGAACGACUUCAUGAUGGUUGUCAACCAGCUGAUUGAGUCCGCCCCCCACCACUACGAACACCGCACCGAGAAACUCAUCUUCUCCAUGUCACAGCCCAAGAUCCUGGAAAUCACUCUACUCAUUGCUGAAUACAUCAACAUCAAACUGCAGUCACCAUCUCCAGAAGCUAUCAAUGGGGAAACAUAGCCAGUGUAUCAUCCUGCUUGUCUUCAUCAACAUCAAACUGCAGUCACCAUCUCCAGAAGCUAUCAAUGGGGAAAGAUAGCCAGUGUAUCAUCCUGCUUGUCUUCAUCAACAUCAAACUGCAGUCACCAUCUCCAGAAGCUAUCAAUGGGGAAACAUAACCAGUGUAUCAUCCUGCUUGUCUUCAUCAACAUCAAACUGCAGUCACCAUCUCCAGAAGGUAUCAAUGGGGAAACAUAGCCAGUGUAUCAUCCUGCUUGUCUUCAUCAACAUCAAACUGCAGUCACCUUCUCCAGAAGCUAUCAAUGGGGAAACAUAGCCAGAGUAUCAUCCUGCUUGUCUUCAUCAACAUCAAACUGCAGUCACCUUCUCCAGAAGCUAUCAAUGGGGAAACAUAACCAGAGUAUCAUCCAGCUCGCUACCAUCAGCUUGUACUACUUUACUAGCACCACCACCACCACCAAAAGUGAAAACCAAGAAAUGUGACAAAUGAAAUCUAAGCCAUUCAGCUUAAAUCUCCAUCCAUUUAUACCUCCACCACCAAAUGCUAUCACCAGAGAAACAGCCUAAGAAAUCUCUUUCAUCUAAUUUAUGCAGCCAUCAGUAGAAGCAUAAUUAUGAACGCCUGUCCAAUAAAACUCUUGUUCAGUCUAGCACUAGUGACCAGCAAAUGUAACUGAACUAGAACUGAACAUAACAAAUUACUUGAACUCUGAACUCUUUGUGGAAGGUUGUGGCUUGGAUGACUGUGUUGAAUAUUUUUAACUUCAAUUUUUGUUACCAAUCUAGAGAUUCUUCUACACAGAAUGUUAUGUCUGAAGUGACAGUUACCCAACAGUUACCCUUAAACCUGGCUGGACAAGUCUGAUGGAGAUACAACAGUCUAAAGCUGAAGUCACCAUCUGUUUCUAUCAUGUUACAUGUUGGGCCAUAUUUGUGUGUGUGUGUUCAGUCUCAACCUGAAUGUUUGUAGUAUUUUGGAAAAGCCACCUGAUGAUAUUCCUUAGCUGUUUGUAUUUUAUCUAGCAGAAUGUCAGUGUGAGAGACCUGCAUUGUUAAGAACUGAAAUCUCACCUUGAACCGGCAGCUAUAAGUCUUAGUUCUCUUGUGAUGACACUGGCUUUAAAACACACGUCAUGAUGUCUUGAGAUUGUUAUUUAUCAAGUUUGCCAGGUAAUACUCAUAGUUAUUUCUUAAGGAAAGAAAAUUUAAGUUUUGUAAAACAUUAUUUCAGUAUGUUAGAUCAUGUGUUUCUUUCCUCUUUUUUUUGAGAAGUGAUGCAAUCUAAUUGAUAGUUGAAAUUUGGAUGACUGCUCCCAAAUCAGGCCCUCAGAUUUCACGGAAACAACCGUGUCUGUCGGAAACAACCGUGUCUGUCGGUAACAACUGUGUGUCGGUAACAACUGUGUCUGUCGGUAAAAUCAUGAAACCGAAAUUUUGUUUCCCAUGAUUAUUAUAUUGAAUACGACUAUUCAACGAAAAAAUAAUAAUAAAAUUAUUUUUAGAAACAGUUUCUGAUGGUUUCUCAUGAUCACAAUGAACGAAACCGAAAAAGUGUUUUCCAUGAAGUUUGAAAUCAUCUGGCCUGCAAAAUAAAACAUAUUGGUUUUUUAUUGUAAUAUACUUUUUUUUUUAUUUUUUUUUUUUUUAUUGUAUAUGAUGAGAAGUCUUUUUUGUGUAACAAGCUGCAAACUGUUAUUUGAGUUACUUGUCAAUCAGUGACAUCAUGCUGUAAGAAAACAUUGGACAUUUAUGCCAAUCAGAUUUAUCACUAAAUACUUUGAAAUGACACAUUAUGACAGAUCACAAUUGUGAGAUAAUAUAUUUAAAUAUUUUGCAAAAAACUAACAAAGACCUUAAUGAACUUUCAUCUUAUGAUCUGUCAUUGUAAAAAAAAAAAAAAAAUCUAUAAUGUAUUCUGACGUUAAUUUGUGAAUCAUGAAAACAAAAACGGAAACAUACAUUUGAAAAAUGAAAAAUAUUUAAGGAAUGUAUUUUAAUAUGUGAAACAUGGAUAAUACAUGGCCUUGCUCUACUUCAAGAGAUUUUUGUGUUUUAAACUUUUUUGUGGCAACGGUAACUGAUAGAACUAAAGUCUGAUGUUAGUAUCGAGUAAUAAUUGAUGAAAGUAAUUCUUACAGGUGUGUGAGAAGAUGAAGAUUUUUUUGUCAAAAUUUAUCUUAUACCUUGUUUUGAGGGUUUACCUAUGAUUAAUCCAUACCAAAGCUAAAACAUACCUGAUGUAGAGGUACAUUACGAGUCAAACUAGCUUGUCAGAGGUGUUAUUUUAUAGGUCAGAGGUCAGGGACCUAAUUCACUAAACUCUUGCAACUUUGCGAUCUCACAGUGCAAUGCUAAAAGAGUUACAAAGAGGGUGCUUUGUUGUCUAACAGAGCCUAAGGGAGCUUUGUGAAUUAGGCCCCAGAUGUUGUUCAGUUAAGUAUUGUACAUUAUCUGGUGACUUGUUCACAAAGUAAAUCAUAUUAUUAUAGCAAUAUUGUAUGUUUUACCAAAACUGUAAAAACAGUGAUUCUUUAGAACAUGGAUCUUGUCAAGUACUGUCCAUUUUUGUGAGAAAAAACAACAACUCAUUUUCUUCAUUGUUGUUGGUUGGGUUUUGUUUUUCAUCUUAUUAGUAAUUCCCAACACUUUUUUAAUUAUGUGAUGUCUGAACAAAACAUGGACCAGUUUGUAUGUGAUGUAAAGAUUUUUGUUAAUUUAUCUGUUGUGUGUGUGAAUCAUUUCUCUAAUAUCUUAUGGUGUACUACUUUGUGUUUCCAUGGUUUCCGUCCUUUGGUUGAUGUUCAGUGUGUGUUAAUAAAUCUUUAAAAAAAAGUUUAUAUCAUCCAAUUACACUUUAUUAUAAUUGGUUAAUUAUUAUCACUGAUAUUAGCUGUCAGUCAUUAGUAUGUCUACUCUACCUUGACCUAUGAUAUGAUUUCUGUAUGAAACACUAAUGUAUGCACCAGAUAACAAACAAUACAGGUAUUAUGAUUGUCCACUGAAAGAUUUUAAGAGUAGUAAUUACUACAAAACAUCUUUAAGAGAUCUAGUUAGUCAUCAUCAUUACCAUCAUUGUUAUCAUCAUGGUAAUUGUAAUAAUAAAAAUAUUUUUAUUUAAUAAGAGUAACACUUUCAUAUGCUAAUCUUCUAUCAGACGUUUGACCCAUAAUACUGCACAUUCAUCUCAUUAUGUAUAUUUGUGUAUCCAGCACAAACGUGGUAGAUGAAAAAUAAAUCAUUUUAAUCAGCACUGUUUUAAUUCUCUAUAUUAAAACAGAUGGUUGGUCCUACGAACGCUAUUUCGUAAUAUUGUUUGUGAAUAGAUGAACGUACAUUUUGUAUCACCUGGCUUUUAAUAUGCAUUGGUCUGAUACACAAACAUUAAGUCUGUCAGAUGCCAGUGUUUGUGUUCGGCAACUUGUUUUCAUAUGGCCAUUGAUUUCUGCAACAUGUGUCGCCAGUUUGUGUUACUGUUGUUUUGUUAGGUUGUGAGAUAAGUGAAAUAUAGGGCAUGUGUUACACACAAAUUUGUACAUAAAACUCAGGAUUUUUUAUUGUCUUCCUGUAAAUGUUUUCAUUACAAUAAGCAAUGGAAAGUUUUAUGAGAAUGUAUCUUUUUACAAUACUUGUUAUUUAAACUUUCAAAUUUCUGAUGAAUAUUAUGUUCAUGUUUAAACUUUUUUUUAUGUUAAAAACUGAAAAAAUAUGUUGUAAAAAUUGGAUCUCUAGAUAUUACAAAUAUUAAGCUUAUUUGUCAAAACAAUCUUGUUACAAGCCAUUGUAGAAUGCCUGUAUUGGUGAGACUACAGUCAUUAAUAAUAACUAUUUAUGUUUCCCCUGUGGUUUUGUUAUAGAUCGGUCUGCUAAAGGCUUUUGACUCAAGAUAUUUUAUUGGAUUUAAGGAUUUAUUUCAAAUACAGAAGGAACGUAUUAAAAAUACUCUAACCUUUUCUGGCUUAUGGAUCUAUUAGAAAAGUCUUUGUAGUGAUUUUCUAUAGUGGGGAUAUGGCAUAUUUAUUUUGAAUGUCUACAUAAUGCUGUCUUCUUAGUUGGACAAAUUAAAUAUUAUUCAACAUUAAUAAAUAAAUAUAGUGGAAACAAAGACAUUUUGCUAAUUACAUUUUUUAAAUAAAUUUAUUUGUGGCAAAAGUAAGCCACUCUUUAGAAGAAUUUUUGUUGUUUUUAAUUUCAGUAAUUAUAUUAGUUACUUUAGCAGAAUGGACUAAAAAGGCAUAACUUCUCUUUAAAGUAACAAUGUCAAUGUUCUACUUUUGUAGACCGAUAAGACAAGUAGUGAUAUAUGUUGUUAUUGUGUUGAUGACAUAUAACCGAUAUGUGAUCGUAGAAUACCCUGAAGAUGGACGGAUGGUAUUGUUAUGUUUUAUUGUCAUCAGUGUUUGAUGUACAGAUAAGUGCAAUAAUUAGGCCGCUCCGUGCCUCGGUACACUAGUCAGGUGUGCCUUAAUUGUUUGUUCAUCCAAGUGCAACUACUGCUAGUACCAUUAUUAGUAGAUAAUUGUAUUUGUGUUUUUAUUGCAGCGGUUCCAGAUAUGAUCUUGUGUGAGAAUGUGUUCUGUUUUUCUCCUGUUUUUGGCUCACAUAAUGCAAAUUAAAAUAAUCUUAUUUUCUGUUUCGAUACCUAGCUGCAUAGGUAUUGGUUAAAUUCAGGUUAAAGUUAAAUUUUGUUAAGUUUGAUAAAUGAUCACACUUCCACUUGUUUCUAUGUUCAAAGAUAUCAUUCUGGUGCAUGUUGGGUAUAUAUUUUUUAAUGAAUUUGCAGGUUUUCUAUCUAUUUGCACUUUGUUAAAGUUUGAAUACAAUUUCUCAUUUUCUUUAACUUUUUUUGGCCUGGCCAUAUCGUCCUUAUCAAUUCAUAUAGGAUCAUUAAACUGCAUGCAAGUACAACUUGGGAUGGUGGUGUACCAUCACUAGGUCAUUGUGACCUACUUCUUACAGAUUGCUGCACAUUAAAGGAAAUCCAUAUCUAGACCAUCUUUUCCUUAUCAAUACAUAUAGGAUCAUCAAACCUUGAAUAUAAGUACCACUUGAAAUGGCAGUGUUUCAGUAUCAUCAGUAGUUGGUCCAAAACAAACUCUUAAUCUAUCCAACUGCAUAAAUUUCACAUAAUUAUAAUCCAUCAAACACGUAACACAUUCAUUAGUGUGUGCUUGUCUGUUAAACUCCUGACAGGUUCAUAUAUACCUCACUGGUACUGUCUGUCGAUCGAUCGUAUUAUUUCGAUGAAUCCAGUGGGCAUGAAAACACUUGUACUAUUUAAACCCAUCUUUCUCACACCAGAUAAUCAUUUCUGGAACUGCAUGUGCUUACAUUGGUUUAUCAAACAUUUCUGUUUAUUCCUAGUCAUGUUAAACUUUUACACUUUUCAUUGUUAUUACUAGAUUGUUAGUCACAGAUGUGGGUGCUGAAGUCUUUGACUGCUUUAAAAAAUAUGGGUAUGGGACAUUUUCCGCAUGCUUUCAUCAGAAAACUGUUCAAGCAUGCCUGUCGUGGGCACAACCUCUGACUUUGCCAGAGAGUUCUGUACAAGACAUGAUCUAAAUCUGCCAGUAGGUGAGAAAAAGGUUAAAGGUCACUUGAGGUGCUAUUGUGAGUUUAUGUUGCAGAAUACUACUCCAAAUCAGUGUAGGUGUCUUGUACUGAGUAUGUACAACAUAGCAUUACUGGAUCCCGUUCCACGAAGCGAUCUUAGCCAUAAGGUCAACUUAAGUGCAUAGGGUAGCUAUGCGCUUAAGGUAAUCUUAGGGCUAAGAUCGCUUCGUGGAACGGGACCCUGGAAAAUUGUGUAAUGCUAUGGCUACAAGUACAUGUAUAUGCAACAAAAUACUGCUCUGAACCAAGUGUUAUUGUGGGUAUGUAUGUAAUGUUACAUAUCCUCUUACUAUUUGUAUAAGCAACAAAAUAUACAAACUAUGAGAUAUUCUGGGUAUUUGUGGCAUAAUUCUACUGAUAUCCUAUAAUGCUGCUCCUGUUUUUCUGAGAGUAUUUUAUAUACAUUAGAGUUCUAAAUUUCAGUAUCUUGACCUUUUUGUUUAUAAUUUUUGCCUUGAAUAUAAUUUAAAACUUAGAUUGUUCCCAACAUUGUCCCCUUGUCAGAUAACAUCCAUUAUUAUUAAGGCCUUAGUAAUGUCAUAAUUUAAAUAAAUCUCUUUCCAGACUUACAGAUUUUAGACAGUUACCAACAAUUUGUUAUAUUUAUUUAAAUGGUGAAAUCUUGACAGUUUAAUAGAUAUGACAACGAGUAAGUCAUAAAUAUAUGAGUGUAUUAAUAUUAUAAACAAGCUUGCACUGAAGUAACUUGUGUUAUUUUACCCUGUUUUGUAUGUAAUAUUAAUGUAUUUGAUAGCUAGCACUAUCAGUGUGUAGUGCUAGGCCUUGGGCAUGUUGCAGUGCUUGAAUGCAUAAUACUGGGAGAUCAAAGAGAGUUUCGUCACAGUGGCUGGUUGUCUAGUCCUUGUCACACAAUCCCCAUUGUGUCACAGCCAACCAGUAAAUGUUUUGUAUGAAUUGACAAUUAAUCCUGGUCUAAGCAUCUUGUGUUUUAAGUAAACCUGGGCAUGCGCUUUUAAAACUUAAAAAUACAAACUGUUAAAGUUUGUUUUGUUUAAUGACAUCACUAAAGCACAUUGAUUAAUUAAUUAGCUUUUGGAUGUCAAACAUUUGGUAAUUCUGACAUAUAUUC
Molecule: messenger RNA, 11261 nt
Organism: Gigantopelta aegis
Lineage: Eukaryota; Metazoa; Mollusca; Gastropoda; Neomphalida; Peltospiridae
Product: pleckstrin homology domain-containing family H member 2-like
Exons: 29
Coding region: 350-4561 (1403 amino acids)
Cellular component (GO): cytoskeleton
Source: RefSeq, a predicted model, not a curated record